Messenger RNA from Podospora bellae-mahoneyi, 1028 nucleotides. RefSeq lists its product as uncharacterized. Bases 1 to 954 code for a protein of 317 amino acids. Lineage: Eukaryota; Fungi; Ascomycota; Sordariomycetes; Sordariales; Podosporaceae. The transcript is spliced from 3 exons. The record is from RefSeq and is a predicted model, not a curated record.
AUGUCUUCCCCUUUAACAGUAGGAGUCGCAGGCAUAACCGGCAAAUUCGGCCGCCUCAUCGCCUCCAAGCUUCUUGCCAACCCCUCUACCACCGUCCGCGGUUAUGGCCGCAACCUCUCCAAGCUCCCCUCCCCCCUCACCACCUCCGCUCGCGUCCAGCUCUUCCAAGGCGAGGCGUUUGACACCACAACUCUCAAACGCUUCGUCACAGGCUGCGACGUCGUCAUCUGCGCCUACUUGGGUGACGAUAACCUCAUGAUCGAAGGGCAACAAACCCUCAUCGACGCCUGUGAGGAGUCUGGUACUGUCACCCGCUAUGUGGCGAGUGAUUGGUCGUUGGAUUACACCAAGCUCAAGCUGGGGGAGCUGUUUCCCAAGGACCCGAUGAUCAAGAUCAAGGGGUACCUGGACGAGAAGGCUGCCGGAGGGGGCAGAGUCAAAGGGGUGCACGUGCUUAUCGGGGGGUUUAUGGACGCCAUCUUGAGCCAGUUUUAUGGGAUUUGGCACCCGGAAACCAAAAGUAUCAGGUUUUGGGGGGAAGGGACGGAGGUGUGGGAGGGGACGAGUUAUGAGAAUGCUGCUGAGUUUACGGCUGCUGUGGUGGCGGAUCGGGAGGCGGUGGGGGUGAAGAGAUUCCUCGGUGAUCGCAAGACGCUUAACGAGAUCGUUGAGCUGUUUGAGAAGGUGUACGGGUUCAAGCCUGCGCUGGAGAGGCAGGGCUCGCUGGAGGAGCUCAAGGUUUUGAUGCACAAGACUAGGGCGGAGAACCCAGCUGGUUUCUUUGCCUACAUGAGGAUGUUCUACCAGUACUACUGGCUCAACGGGCAGACAUUGGUCGGCCCCGAGACCGACAAUGGCAAGUACCGCGAGAUCAAGGCUGAGAGUUGGGAGGAUUUUUUGAGGAAGAGAAGCCCGGAGGAGCUCGCGCAGGCCAUGUAUGCUUUGGCCCAGUGAGAUUUUGUGGCGAUGACCUCGACAUCAGUUAGGUACCUGAAAUGUAACUAGUCAGGUUAAUUGCUUGUCGUGAU